Messenger RNA from Haplochromis burtoni (Burton's mouthbrooder), 2434 nucleotides. RefSeq names its product testis specific protein Y-linked (gene tspy). The record is from RefSeq and is a predicted model, not a curated record. NCBI's taxonomy places the organism in Eukaryota, Metazoa, Chordata, Actinopteri, Cichliformes, Cichlidae. The transcript is spliced from 8 exons. Gene Ontology annotation, biological process: nucleosome assembly. The coding region runs from base 463 to 2127 and encodes 554 amino acids. Gene Ontology annotation, molecular function: chromatin binding; histone binding. Gene Ontology annotation, cellular component: nucleus; chromatin.
CGCGACGUACCACAGCCAAUCACAGGAUUGUUUUUCUAUCACGUCGGUGCACGGAUAGUAAGCUAACGGAUAAUGCAAAAACAAACUAUUAUAAAGAAGACGGAUUGCGGCUUAACGGCGAUAUAGCGUGGCAGGGCUUGAUUAUCUGGAACGAGUGUUUCUUGUUAGGAUUUUAUUUGUGAGCAUGUGGUACGGCCGUGACUGCGAGGACGCAAGAAUUGGGUAAGCCGAGCUAACCAGCGUUAGCAGCAGCGUGCUAAUUUUCAGCGUUCCGCAAGGCCGCAGAGAAAUACGAGCACUGCUUCCUGUUGUUGCUUUAUUGAGAAUGUAGGCUGAGCUACGAUCACAACGUCAACCCCAAAAGUGUUAUCUCGGAAACGAGCGCAGUCGUGCAGUUAUUUGCACUUCAGUUUAUUUUAUACGAGCUUGCAAGCUACCUAGCUUGUUAGCUAGCUAGCUAGCAUGAGUGAAGUGAUGGACUGCAAACAGUCCGCUGACUCUGCAUCGAGGAAACGGUGUCCAUCACCCGAUAAGGAUGAAGGCAGCCUGAUUCCCAGCAAGUCCGCAAAACUUAGUGACCAGCCAGAUGAAACGAGGGUUAGUUCUGAAAGUUGCAAAGACAGUGAAGCCGAGAGUAAAGAAGCAGCCGGGAGCGAGGGCCAGUCGAAAGAUGGUAAAGAGGAACAAGCCGCUAUGAAAGCAGAUCAGGGUUCAGAGGGCGCUGGUGGCACCAGUUCACAGCCUGUCAACAGCUCCAGCGCUGACAGCCACCACACCAGCAGUAGCACCGACAAGCCGCAGCCCUCGGAUCAGCAGGAGUCGGCUCAUGCAAAAGACAAAGCAGAGAAAACAGUAGAAACAGAGCGGCGUCCCACAGCUCCUCUGGACAAAUCCGACUCAGCUGCCAUAGCAGCUGCUGAAGCGCUGGCCAGUCUCACAGGGGGGGACGGAGAAGACAGCCAAGAGACUCCUUGUUCAUCUGAAAAGGCCAAGCAGGUGAAACAAGGGAGUAAAUUUAAACAGCGCGGGGGACACCAGUCCUCAAAAGUUGGCUCCAAAACACAAGCAGCGGCAGCAGAUAGCUCCACAUCUGUGCAUAGCACUGACAGAGAGGAUACAGAUGAUGUGCCUGAAGCAGAUGAGGGCGAUGAAUCGGUAUCUGGCUCUUCCUCCACACCGAGCUCCUCUUUCCCAUCAGAAAAUGAGGAAAACGAUGAUGGCGAAUGUGCCAUUGUGUCUGUAAAGAUGGCUCCAGAGUUGAGGCAGUCGGUGGCUCUCCUGGCACAAGUACAGAUGAGGCUGGAAGCCCUUGAGAAGAAAAGUGCCCGGCUUCACCAGAGGCUGGAGUUGAAGAUUAGUCGUCAGCGGCGCCCGCAUCUGGAUCAGAGAAGUUCUAUCACGAAAACGAUCCCUGGGUUUUGGGUGACAGCUCUGUUGAACCAUCCUCAUCUCUCAGCUCACAUUGAUGAGACCGAUGAAGACGCUCUUAGUUACAUGACUGAUCUUGAGAUUGAGUCUUUCAAGAAUAACAAAUUGGGCUACAGAAUUCGCUUCCACUUCAGACGAAACCCUUACUUUCAGAACAACAUCAUCAUGAAAGAGCUGCACCUCGGAAUGGGAGGAUCUCCCAUGUCGUUCUCCAACCCCAUUCUAUGGCAUCGUGGACACAACCUGACAGCCCACAGUGAACCCAGGAAGUCUUCACGUGGUGUUUAUGAGACGUUUUUCAGUUGGUUCAGUGACCACAGCAGCCCAGGACAAGAUGAUGUAGCACAGAUUCUUAAGGACGACCUGUACAGAGACCCUCUGAGAUACUACCUCACUCCCCUCUGGGAACCGAGGGAGAACGGCAGUAGUGGCACGGGGGCUAGAACGGCUGACAACGGCAACGGAGACGACUGUGUUGUGAUCUCUGACUCGGAUGAUGAACCCGGUGAGGAGGCUGGUGAAGCUGAACAAGGCAACAGUAGGGAUGAGGAAGAGGAGGAGGAGGAGGAAGGCGAAGAAGAGGAGGAAAGAGGGCAAAGUGCAGAUGAGAGCCCAGGGGAGGAGGAGGAUGGUGGAGAGAUUGUGAUCGACGGCUCCGACGACAGCGAUCAGGAGGAAGAAGAGGAAGAGGGAGCAUAAGAAGAAGAAGAAGACGUGAGCUUGAAGGAGUCACCGCAGGGACCAGAGACCGAGAGGAUGAAGAGAAUGCUUGGUUUGUGAAGACUAACAGCAAACAUUAAACCCUUCUUCCUGAUGUUAGUCAUUUUUAUGCACAGAAUAUCCAGUUUUGUUUUGUUUUUUAUAACAAAUAAACACACAGAAGCAUUUUAAAUCAGGUUUAACUGUAACAACAAAGCCAAGGCAGCGCGUUUCCCCUCUGUUUUAUACAGUUGGUACUGUGUCUUCUGAUGUACUCUGAUACACUUUUUGCAGUUGUUUUUUUUUU